AUGGCUGUCAUGGGCAAAAAGGCAGUUCACUUUGGUGCCGGCAACAUUGGCCGAGGCUUUGUUGCUUGCUUCCUCCACAACUCCGGCUACGAAGUCGUCUUCGCCGAUGUCAACGGCGACCUGAUUGACAAGAUCAACGCCACUCCCUCCUACAGAGUCAUUGAAGUCGGCUCCGAGGGCACCUCAGAAAACACAAUCACAAACUACCGCGCCAUCAACUCCCGCACCCACGAGGAGGACCUGAUCGAGGAGAUCCGCACCGCCGACGUCGUCACCUGCUCCGUCGGCCCCAACAUCCUCAAGUUCAUCGCCCCCGUCAUCGCAAAGGGCAUCGACCGCCGCGCAGACGAAAACCCCCUGCACGUCAUUGCCUGCGAGAACGCCAUUGGAGCGACGGACACUCUCGCCGGCUUCAUCAAGGACGCCCGAAACACCGACCCGGAGCGUCUCGAGUCUCACCACAUGCGUGCUCGCUAUGCCAACUCCGCCAUUGACCGCAUCGUGCCCGCCCAGGACCCCAACGCCGGCCUCGACGUGACGCUGGAGAAGUUCUUCGAGUGGGUUGUCGACAAGACUCCCUUUGAGGACGUUGGCAUCCCCUCCAUCGAGGGCAUCAACUGGGUCGACAACCUGGCACCCUUCAUCGAGCGCAAGCUGUACACCGUCAACACCGGCCACGCCACCGCCGCCUACCACGGCUACAACCGCAGGAAGCGCACCGUCUUCGACGCCCUCCAGGACAAGCAGAUCAUGGCCGAGGUCCGCGGCGCCCUGACCGAGACCAAGAACCUGCUCGUCGCCAAGCACAACAUCGACGAGGAGGCCCAGCUGGCCUACAUGAACAAGAUCAUCAAGCGCAUCGGCAACCCUCACCUGGAAGACGCCGUCGAGCGAGUCGGCCGCGCUCCCCUGCGCAAGCUGUCGCGCAAGGAGCGCUUCGUCGGCCCUGCUGCCGAGGCUGCCGAGAACAACAUGCCCAUCAAGUACCUCCUCGACGCUAUCGAGAUGACGUUCCGCUUCCAGGACGUCGAGGGCGACGACGAGUCCAAGGAGCUGUCCACCAUCAUGUCUGAGAACACGCCCGAGGACGUCGUUGCCAAGGUCUGCGGCAUCCAGGCCACCGAGAAGAUUUAUCCUCAGCUGGUCGACAUUGUCAAGCGUGUCCAGGCUGACAGCGAGGAGUAA
Messenger RNA from Trichoderma breve, 1185 nucleotides. RefSeq names its product mannitol dehydrogenase rossmann domain-containing protein. Gene Ontology annotation, cellular component: cytosol. NCBI's taxonomy places the organism in Eukaryota, Fungi, Ascomycota, Sordariomycetes, Hypocreales, Hypocreaceae. Gene Ontology annotation, biological process: mannitol catabolic process. The record is from RefSeq and is a predicted model, not a curated record. Bases 1 to 1185 code for a protein of 394 amino acids. The transcript is spliced from 2 exons. Gene Ontology annotation, molecular function: mannitol-1-phosphate 5-dehydrogenase activity.